Messenger RNA from Funneliformis mosseae, 575 nucleotides. Lineage: Eukaryota; Fungi; Glomeromycota; Glomeromycetes; Glomerales; Glomeraceae. The record is from the annotation of a GenBank genome assembly.
ACAUUAUCGUAAGGUUCCAUUCACUAGAGAGAUAGAGAAAGAAUACGCUGUUAUCAAUAUCAAUCCGUCUAUAAUUCCUACAUUCUUCCCGGCUUUAAGAAUAUUUGAUUAUAAUACAACCGAGCUGACAAAUGAAGAUUAUGAAGUCAAUUUAGCGGAAAAAUCUAAAAAAGAUUAUUUAAAUUCCCCUGCACACGUAAACACAUUUUUGACGCCCUUGGGUUAUACACAAUAUUUCAUGAAUCUCACUCAUGCGAAUUUAUAUCCAAACAUUACACCAGAAUACAUAAUCGAAUAUACGACAUGGAAUGACUAUAACAUGAACGAUUUAACAGUUCCAAGUUGGAUUCAACUAGCACGAAGAAUUGUAAAUCAUGGAUUCAGGAGUAGUUUAUGGAAAAGAAUUCAAGAUCAUUUAAUGGUAGGAACGAGAUCCCUGAUUAGAGAAAAGAAUAAGAGACAUUAUCAAAAUGUAGAUUCAAAUGAUCGUGCAAAAGUUGUCGGUGACGCGUUAUGCGUUAUGAAACAUACUAACUAUACUGGAGCAUCAUGGGAUCUUAAGAUGACGAUAUGCU